ACCGAGGUUGCGACUACUACUGCUGUACGGACAACCACGCCAAAAGCAACAACCACAAAGGAGACAACCACAGCAAAAGCAACCACAGAAGCUACAACUACAGAGGCACCAACAACAGUUGAAAGGACAACAACUCGUGUAAGAACCACUGUGGCACGUACAACCACUGCCCAACCCACAACCACUGAGGAGAUUACGACAACAGUUGUGACCACUACGCCUCAGGAAACUACCACAGAGACAACAACUGUCCAGACCACCACAGAGGCUCCAACAACUGAGGAAGCAACAACCACAGUUGUCACAACUACACAAACAACAAGAGCACCAUCCACCACUGCUGCACCUACAACCACUGAGGUUGUCACCACAACUGUUGUGCAGACAACCACACCACAGGCAACAACCACAGAGGAGAUAACUACAGUGCGGGCCACCACAGAGGAAACAACAGAGGCCUCAACAACAACUGAAAGGAAAACCACUCGUUUGACCACUGAGGCACAACCAACCACUGCCCCUGCAACAACAACCGCGGCGCCUACCACCACUGGCAAACCCACAACCACCGAGGAAGUCACAACAACAACCGUGUCCACUACUCCUCAAGCAACCACAACAGAGACAACCACUAUCCAAACAACGACUGUUGCUCCAACAACUGAAGAAACAACAACAGCGUUUGUCACUACUACACAGACUACAAGAGCCCCAACUACCACUGCUGCACCUACAACCACUGCCGUUAUGACUACCACUGCUGUACAGACAACCACUCCUAAGGCAACAACCACAAAGGAGACAACUACAGUAAAGGUCACCACAGAGGCUACUACCACAGAGGCCCCCACAACACUUGAGAGGACCACUACUCGUGUGAUAACCACGGCAGCCCCUACAACCACUGGCCAACCCACGACCACAGAGGAAGUCACCACAACAGUCGUGACUACGACACCAGAGGCAACCACAACAGAGACUACAACGGUGCAAUCAACUACUGAGGCUCCAACUACGGAGGAAACAACUACCGCAGUUUUCACAACUACCAAGACUACACGAGCCCCAACUACCACUGCUGCGCCUACAACCACUGAGGUUGUGACUACCACUGCGGUGUUGACAACCACUCCAAAGGCAACGACAACAGAGGAGACAACUACAGUUAGGGUCACAACGGAGGCUACAACCACAGAGGCCCCGACAACAGUUGAGAGAACCACUACUCGUGUGAGAACCACUGAGGCACCCACAACAACUGCCCAACAGACAACCACUGAAGAAGUCACAACAGCAGUUGUAACUACUACCCCCGAGGCUACCACCAAAGAAACAACUGUUAUCUACACAACCACAGUUGCUCCGACAACCGAGGAAGUGACAACAACAGUUGUCACAACUACACAGACUACGAAAGCACCAACCACCACUGCUGCACCUACAACCACUGAGGUUGUGACUACCACUGCUGUACACACCACUACUCCACAGGCAACAACCACGGAAGCGACAACUGCAGUAAAGACCACAACAGAAGCUACAACCUCAGAGGCCCCCACUACAGUUGAGAGGACAACCACUCGUGUUACAACCACCGAGGCACCCACAACCACUGCAAAACCUACAACCACUGAGGAGGUCACCACAACAAUUGUGACUACCUCACCCGUGGAAACCACAAAAGAGACAACAGUAAUCCAGACAACCACAGUUGCCCCAACCACUGAGGAGGCAACAACUACAGUUGUCACAACUGUACAGACGACAAGAGCACCGACCACAACUGCUGCGCCUACAACCACUGAGGUUAUUACUACCACUGCUCUGCAGACUUCAACUCCAAAGGCAACAUCCACAGAAGAGACAACUACAAUAAAGACCACCACAGAGGUCCUAACCACAGAGGUUCCCACAACUGUUGAAAGGACAACUACUCGUGUUACAACCACCGAGGCACCCACAACCACUGCAAAACCUACAACCACUGAGGAGGUCACCACAACAAUUGUGACUACCUCACCCGUGGAAACCACAAAAGAGACAACAGUAAUCCAGACAACCACAGUUGCCCCAACCACUGAGGAGGCAACAACUACAGUUGUCACAACUGUACAGACGACAAGAGCACCGACCACAACUGCUGCGCCUACAACCACUGAGGUUAUUACUACCACUGCUCUGCAGACUUCAACUCCAAAGGCAACAACCACAGAAGAGACAACUACAAUAAAGACCACCACAGAGGUCCUAACCACAGAGGUUCCCACAACUGUUGAAAGGACAACUACUCGCGUGACAACCACUGAGGCACCUACAACCCCUGCCCAACCUACAACCACUGAGGAGGUUACCACAAGAGUUGUGACCACAACACCUGAAGCAACCACAAAAGAGACAACUGUUAUUCGGACGACAGUUGCUCCUACAACCGAGGAGGCAACUACAACGACUGUCACCGAGGAGAGAACAACUACGGUUGUCCCAACCACCCAGACAACUAGAGCCCCUACUACGACUGCUGCACCUACAACCACUGAGGUUGUGACUACCACUGCUGUGCAGACAACCACUCCACAGGCAACAACUACAGAGGAGACAACUGCAGUAUAUACCACCACAGAGGCUACAACCACAGAGGUCCCAACAACAGUUGAAAGGACGACAACUCGUGUAACAACCACUGAGGCACCUACAACCACAGCCCAACCCACAACUACUGAGGAAGUCACUACAACGGUUGUAACGACUACUCCUGAGGCAACCACAAGAGAGACAACAGUUAUCCAGUCAACCACAGUCCAAACCACCAAACCACCUACAACAACCACGGUAACCACAACGGAAGUGACAACCACGCCGACAACUGCUGCCCCACCCACAACCAAGCGGACCACAGUUGUUGUCACCACCACUCCAGAGGCAACGACCAGGGAAGAGACAACCAUAGUUGUAACAACAGCAGAGGCAACCACUACAGAAGCCCCAACAACAGUUGAGAGGACAACCACUCGUUUGACAACCACUGCGGCACCAACAACAACAGCCCAACCCACAACCACUGAGGAAGUCACCACAACUGUUGUGACCACUACGCCUGAGGCAACCACAACAGAGACAACCAAAGUCCAGACGACCACUGCUCCAGCUACCACAACUCAAGAACCAUGCUCUGACAAUCUGGACACGUACGACUUAGUGGAUGUGCAAAGGGAAACUUCUGAUAAUCCCGGCUUCCAAGUGCAACCUACCUACUGGUGGACUCCUGCAAGCCCACCCACUCAUCCGUCUAACCCCUACUCCGGCUCCCACUUGACUGCCGAGUUCACCCCGAGGGCUGUUGUCACUUCCGUCGUGGUGCUAAGAGAGGACGGGGCAGUUGAACGAGUGAAGAUUGCGAUCGUUGUUAGGUACAACAAGGGUAGCAGCUUUACUUCCCUUAAGGGCGAGAACAACGAACGUCUGUUUGUCGGUUUUACUGGCAGCAAGAUACAUGUACCUGUGGAUACGCCAGCCGUUGCAAGCAUGGCUGUGUUUAUUUUUGAUCCACCUACCUCUGUUGGCUUCAGGAUAAUAUUCCACGGUUGUGAGGGACCCGUUGAAACUACCACAGAAGUGGCAACAACUGCAAGGACCACUAGAGUGACAACUGCGCCACCUACGACCACCAUUACUACAACUACAGUCGUAACAACCACUCCAAAAGCAACAACAACGGAGGAGACAACUGCUGUUGUGACCACAACGGAGGCCCCAACCACAGAGGUUCCAACAACUACUGAGAGAGUUACUACGCGCCUGACAACCACUGAGAUACCUACAACCACUGCCCAACUGACGACUACUGAGGAAGUCACUACAACGGUUGUGAAUACUACUCCAUUGAGAACCAUAACAGAAACGACAACAAUCCAGACAACCACAGAGGCUCAAACGACUACUGAAAGGACAACUACUCGUUUGACUACUACUGAGGCACCUACAACCACUGAGGCACCUACGACCACUGAGGCACCUACAACCACAGCCCGACCCACAACCACUGAGGAAGUCACCACAACAGUUGUAACCACCACUCCCGAGGCAACCACAACAGAGACAACUGUAUUUCAAACCACUACAGCACCGCGGCCGACAACCCCGGAGGAAUGUGCCGACAAUCUCGACGAGAUCGUGGACAUCCAACGGACAACCAAGGAGGAUCCGGACGUGAAUCGUCCUCCAACUUACUGGUGGAAUCCCCCAGCUCCACCCGUCAAUGAGUCUGCUCCUUACGACGGCUCCUACCUGACCGCUGAAAUCACUCCUAGGGUCCGGGUGACCUCAGUCAUCAUAGCCAGUGACGUCGACGCAAUGACCGAAGUGAAGUUUGCUGUCGAGGUCCAGUACAUCCAGGGCGGUCCGUUUACUGAAGUCAAGAAUGGGGAGGCGUCCCUGUUUGUGGGAGAGACUGACACCAAGAUACACCUGCCGUCGGACUUGUCCUACGUGUCUGCUGUGAGAAUCUACAUCUUGAGUCGUUUCCCGUCAGCUAGCUUUCAGAUACGGUACAACGGCUGUGAAGAAACCAGCACACCGCGGCCGACACCGCCGGAGGAAUGUGCCGACAAUCUCGACGAGAUUGUGGACAUCCAAAGGACAACAAAGGAGAAUCCGGACGUGAAUCGUCCGCCAACUUAUUGGUGGAAUCCCCCAGCUCCACCCGUCGAUGAGUCUGCUCCUUACGACGGCUCCUAUAUGACCGCCGAAUUUACACCAAGAGUCCGGGUGACCUCAGUCAUCAUAGUAAGUGACAUCGACACAAUGACCGAAGUGACGUUUGCUGUCGAGGUCCAGUACGUCCAGAGCGGUCCGUUUUCUGAAGUCAAGAACGGGGAGACGUCCCUGUUUGUGGGUGAGACUGGUAAAAAGAUUCACCUGCCGUCGGACUUGACAUACGUGUCCGCUGUGAGAAUCUACAUCUUGAGUCGUUUCCCGUUGGCUAGCUUUCAGAUACGGUACAACGGCUGUGAAGAAACCGCUACAACAGUCAAAACCACGACGCAGGUGUCGACAACCGAGGCGAUAACGGUGAGCCCAACUGCACCAGCACCAACGACCACGUCACGGACCACGGAAGUUGUGACUACCUCGCCCAUAGCCACUACAACAGAGCGGACCACUGUGCGAGUGACAACUGUUCCAUCAACUGCAGCUCCAACAACAGCAGUUAUAACAACAGAAAAGACCACGACCGAAGUUGCUACAACCAGCCAAACAGCCCCGCCAACGACCAGCAGGAGAACAACAAGUGUUGUCACUACGACACCACAAGUUACAACUGCGACACAAGCCACAAUACCAAAUUGUUAUCCGUUGGAAUACGAUGACUGUGCUUGCCUACGGACCUGUGCGGAUGAGCAGCGACCCGUGUGUCCCGAGCCUGGAUCCCCACAGUGUACUCCGGCAUGCAGCUGUCCCCGAGAUCAAUACUGGGACGAUGACCUGGGAGCUUGUGUCGAUGAGUGUAAUUGUACAGAAUAUCAAGACCAUAAGGACGAUGACUACUGGUUUCAAUCCGAAUGCAUUGAAUGUAAGUGGGUUGACAAGGACCUCUGCAAAGUAAGCUGUGGUGAAAUGUGCCCUCUGAAACCGAGUGACUGUGAUGCUGAUGAAGAGCUAGUGGAUGAAAUGAAAGAUGACGGCAAAUGUUGUCACUGCAUUCCCAUAGAGCGUUGUCAAUAUGAAGGUGACGACUACGAUGUUUACAGAGAGCCUGGUGAAGUAUGGUACCCUGAGAAGUGUAUGCGAUGUGAAUGCAAGGAGAGUGGCAAUGUGAUUUGCCAGACCUUCGUGUGCCCUACGCCACAAUGUACCGAUCCAAUUAAUGAUCCACACGUGUGCUGUCCAUACUGUCCUCCAACAACAACUCCAAUACCACCGACUACAGCUGUGCAAACUACAACGCAACAGCCGACCACAACAACACCAGUACCUACAACAACAGGAUCCAAAUAUUGUCCAGAUUACUGCCAUAUACCCGAUAAGAUUCCCUGCGAAGAUAGCCAAUUCUACUUUGGCGGGAAUCUACCCUUUAAGCCAGAUAUUCGCUGUGAACCCGGUUUUCCCUUCAGUGUCGAUCCAGAUUGCGAAUGUAAAGAAGGCUACUACAAAGACGGGGACGAGUUCCUGCAACAUUUUUGGUUCACAUAUGGAACAUCGAUGUGUUUGAUAGUAGAAAGACCGUGCGACUGCCUGGAUGAAACCACCGACACCUAUUAUGGGGUCGGCGACAGUUUCAUCAGGGGAGACUGUGAACUCUGCACGUGUGUGCUCAUGCCAUCAGGAUACGACUUAAUGUGUUUCAUAGAUGGAGAUCUGCCUAACUGUACUCUUACAACUACAGCUGAAACUACAAGUGCACCGCCACCAACCACCACAAGAGCUCCAACCACUACAAGAGCUCCACCCACCACAGCGGGUACAGUACCGACCACAACACCCGCAACUUUCCCUCCGACGACACCAAAGCCACCAUGUUCCGAUCAGUGCUACGGAGAACCGGAGAUUCCAUGUGACAAACAAACCUACGAUUACUACCUGGCCAAUGGGUUCCCUCCCUUCUCGGUCGUCAUAUUCUGCUCACCGUUUAUAGUUGGUCCCGAGAACGGGCCCACCAUACCCAACUAUUACGCAGAUUGCGACUGCGGCGAAGGCUAUUACCGGGACUACGAUAACUUUGAUGAUGAGAAAUCCUUAUUAAGCGAACUCGGCUUCAGCUGGGAAACAUACAUGUGUGUGGAGCUUGAGAAACCGUGCCAACCACCAGGACCAUGCCCCUUCAAUGAAACAUUGACCCUUCAGCCUGGAGAGUCGAUCCAGCAAGACUGUAGUAUUUGUACUUGUGAGCUGAAGGGAGGCAGCACUACUGGACGAUACGAGUUAAUCUGUGAUCCUAUCCCAGGCUGUACCACAACACCAGGAAUUACCACUACCAUAGUGACAACACACAUCACUACGCCCAUCCAAACAACAUCUAAACAAACGACCGCUGUCCAAACAACACCCGUGAUGACAAGUAUACGGACAACGCCAGUUCAGACGACCACACCUAUCAAGACAACAAUUCAGACGACAACACCACUAAAGACAACUACACCAUUCAUCACUACCACGCCUAUUAGGACGACUAAACCACCUUCGUCACUAGCUCCAACAACGACUGCGGCUCAAACCACAACUACAGCUCGAACAACCACUGCAGCCCAAACAACCACUGGGGCUCACACAACUACCGCUGCUCAAACCACGACUGAGGCUCCAACAACAACCGCAGCUCAAACAACCACUGCGGCCCAUACGACCACUUCAGCUCCAACCACUGAAGCUCCAACGACCACUGAAGCUCCAACGACCACUGCAGCUCAGACAACCACUCCAUUUCAGACAACCACUGAAGUUCCCACAACCACUGCGGCUCCAACGACUGCAGCCACAACCACUGCAGCCCAAACAACUACCGCAACUGAGGCUCCAACAACCACUGCAGCGCAAACUACCACUGCAGCUCAAACAACCACUGCAGCCCAUACAACUACUGCAGCUCCAACCACCGAGGCUCCAACAACUACUGCAGCUCAAACAACCACUGCAGCGCAAACUACCACUGCAGCUCAAACAACAACCGCAGCUCAAACAACCACUGCAGCUCAGACAACCACUGAAGUUCUCACAACUGCAGCUAUAACAACCACCGCAGCCCAUACAACCACUGCAGCCCCUACCACUGAAACUCCAACAACCACUGCAGCUCAAACAACCACUGCAGCCCAUACAACUACUGCAGCUCCAACCACCAAAGCUCCAACAACCACUGCAGCUCAGACAACCACUGAAGUUCUCACAACCACUGCAGCUCCAACAACCACAGCAGCGCAAACUACCACUGAAGCUUUAACAACCACUGCAGCCCAUACAACUACUGCAGCUCCAACCACCGAAGCUCCAACAACCACUGCAGCUCAGACAACCACUGCAGCGCAAACUACCAGUGCAGCUCAAACAACAACCGCAGCUCAAACAACCACUGCAGCUCAAACAACCACUGCAGCCCAUACAACUACUGCAGCUCCAACCACCGAAGCCCCAACAACCACUGCAGCUCAGACAACCACAGAAGUUCUCACAACCACUGCAGCUCCACCAACCACAGCAGCGCAAACUACCACUGAAGCUUUAACAACCACUGCAGCCCAUACAACUACUGCAGCUCCAACCACCGAAGCUCCAACAACCACUGCAGCUCAGACAACCACUGCAGCGCAAACUACCACUGCAGCUCAAACAACCACUGCAGCUCAAACAACCACUGCAGCUCAAACAACCACUGCAGCCCAUACAACUACUGCAGCUCCAACCACCGAAGCCCCAACAACCACUGCAGCUCAGACAACCACUGAAGUUCUCACAACCACUGAGGCUCCACCAACCACAGCAGCGCAAACUACCACUGAAGCUUUAACAACCACUGCAGCCCAUACAACUACUGCAGCUCCAACCACCGAAGCUCCAACAACCACUGCAGCUCAGACAACCACUGCAGCGCAAACUACCACUGCAGCUCAAACAACAACCGCAGCUCAAACAACCACUGCAGCUCAAACAACCACUGCAGCCCAUACAACUACUGCAGCUCCAACCACCGAAGCCCCAACAACCACUGCAGCUCAGACAACCACUGAAGUUCUCACAACCACUGCAGCUCCACCAACCACAGCAGCGCAAACUACCACUGAAGCUUUAACAACCACUGUAGCCCAUACAACCACUGCAGCUCCAACCACUGAAGCUCCAACGACCACUGCAGCUCCAACGACCACUGCAGCUCAGACAACCACUGAAGUUCUCACCACCCCUGCAGCUCCAACAACCACAGCAGAGCAAACUACCACUGAAGCUCAGACAACAACUGCAGCUUUAACAACCACUGCAGCACAUACAACCACUGCAGCUCCUACCCCUGAAACUCCGACAACCACUGCAACCCAAACAACCACUGCAGUCCAAACAACUACCACAGCUCAAACCACAACUGAGGCACAAACAACCACUGCAGCACCAACCACUGAAGCUCCAACGACUACUACAGCUCAAACAACCACUAAAUUCCUCACAACCACUGCUGCACAAACAACCACUGCAGCUCCAACCACUGAAGUUCCAACGACCACUGCAGCUCAGACAACUGAAGUUCUCACAACUACUGCAGCUUCAACAACCACAUCAGCGCAUACUACCACUGAAGCUCUAACAACCACGGAAUCUCGAACCACUGAAGCUCAAACAACGACUGCAGCUCCCACAACUACAGCUAUUAUCACUGCUACAGCGUACUGUCUGACCCCUUUAAUGGACCUGGGCCUGGUGGAAAUGUGGGUGAUCUCCGACGACGCCGGGACCAGCAUCCCACUUGAGGAUCCCACAGAUCCUUGGAAAGUGGACAACAUACUAGAGUGGGAGAUCAUCGAGGCCACUUUACGCUAUUGGGCGCAGAUCAGGGGUAUCAAGAUCCUGGGCCAGGUCUCCGAGCCCAUGGAAGUUACCUUAAGCUACAGUGUGAACAGGACCCAGAUUUUAAUGCCGCUGGAUCUGCAUAUAGAUCUUCUAAAGGACACUUACGUCAAUAUCAUAUUCGACGAACCAUUGCGUUUCGUCACAGACUUGCAAUUCAAGCUGAAGAAAUACCCAACGACGGCAACAGCGAUCCAAAUGGACUACUUAGGCUGUGUUGAACCGGUGAGGCCACCUGAACCAACAACGGCAGUAAGCGUACCAACUGCUUCAACAGAAGCGCCAACGACAUCAGUCACCACAGAGGUUAUCACAACAGAGGAGACUACUACAGAGAUAGUCACAACCACAGCUGCUACAACUACUCCCGAAGCUACGAUCACGGAAAAGACAACAGUUGCAACUACAACCGCUUUAACCGAGGUUCCUACAACAGCUAGGACUGCCACCACAACGGUGACAACUCGGGAAACCACGGUAAUUCCAACAACCACGGCUGCGCCAACCACAACGCUGGAAACUACAACUGUUGUUCUUACAACAACUCCUGAGGUCAUUACCACGGAAGAGACAACCACCGUUGUAGCUACCACCGAGGCUACAACAACAGAAGCCCCAACGACUACUGAGAGCACAACGGUUCGAGUGACCACAACACCGGCACAACCUACCACUGAGCAACAAACAACCACUGAAGGAGUCACCACAACGGUCGUGUCUACUACUGCUGAGGCAACUACAAGACAAACCACGGAAGUCCAAACGACUGCAGUGGCUUCACCAACUGCGACUCCAGAGACAACAACGACUGUUGUGACCACGGUCUCCACCACAGUGGCACCAACACAAACCGGAGCACCAACGACCAAGGAAGAGGUGACUACCACUGCUGUGUAUACAACCACUCCAAUAGCAAAGACAACUGAGGAAACUAGUACUCUUCGAACCACAACAGGGCCGACCACAACAGAAGCCCCAACAACCACUGAAGCAAGAACUACUCAUAUCACAACAACCGUGGCACCAACCCAACCAACAGCCCAACCCACAACCACUGAGGAAAUUACAACAUCAAUUGUGACUACUACACCGGAGGCAACCACAACAGAGAAAACAACAGUCCGUGCAACUACCGAAGCCACAGCAACAACUGUGGUCACCACCAAAGCCACGACUACAGCCCCACAAACUACCACAGCACCACGAACAACUGAGGAGGUCACUACUACUGCCGUGUACACCACCACGCCAGAGGCAACAACUACCAAAGAGACAACCACUGCACUGAUAACAACGGGAGGAACAACAACAGAAGCGCCAACUACAACGGAAGCCACAACCACUCGUGUAAUCACAACAGAGGCCGCAACAACCUCAGCUACUCCACCAACAACCGAGGAAGUCACGACAAAAGUCGUGACUACUACACCCGAGGCAACCACUACAGAGACAACCACGGUGAAGUCCACAACAGUUGCUCCAACAACCGAGGAAAGUACGACAUCCGUUGUCACAACUGUAGAGACAACAAUAGCACCUACAACUGCCACAUCACCUACAACCACCGAGGUUGUAACUACUACUGUUGUGCAGACAACCACUCCAAAGGCAACCACCACAGAGGAGACAACUACAGUAAGGGCCACGACAGAGGGUACGACGACCCAAGCUCCAUCAACAACUGAAGCAACAACUCUCCGCGUUACGACCACUGAGGCCCCUACAACCACUGCGCAACCUACUACCACUGAGGAAGUCACCACAACCGUUGAAACUGCCACACCAAGAGAAACAACAAUAGAGACAACAACAUCCGAAACCACCAAAGUGCCCACAACAACGGAAGAAAGAACUACCGUUAGAACAACCCAACAAACCACCACUGUCCCAAAGACCACUUCAGCUCCGCCAACAACUUCGCGAGUCACAACCGUGACAAUUACUACGGCUACGCCUCUAGUCACAACGGAGGAAGUAACCUCCACAGUGUCUGCAACAACUGGGUCAACUGCUGCUGUGGCCCCAACUUCAAGUGAGGCAACCACAAUUCGCGUGACAACCACAGAGGCUGCAACAACUACUGCCCCUCAGACUACCACCGAGGAAGUCACCACAACUGUUGUGUCGACCACCAAAGAAGCAACGACAACACAGACAACCACUGUUCAGACAACCACUGUUUCUCCUACAACUGAGGAAACAACCACAUCUGUCCAUACAACGCAAGAAACCACGACAGUUCCAACAACAACAGAAGCACCGACAACAACCAAAGAAGUAACUACCAUCAUAAUUACUACAACUCCCGAGCUGACAACCACACAGGAGACAACAAUUGCAACCACAACCGAAGCGCCUACUACCACAGGGUUGGUUACAACGCCUGGGUCGACAACAGUAAGGCAAACUACUUCUGUGACAACGGAGGCACCGACGACACGAAGGCAGACUACGACUGAGGAGGUGACAACUGGUCCCAUCACCACAGUGACUGUAAGGGAGACUACGACAGAAGGCGAGACAACAACCCACGUCACAUCAGUCCAAACCACUACUGGAGUACACGUUUGCAUUCAAGACGGGGUAGAAUAUCAAGAAGGUAAUGUCAUGCCGUCACCAGACAAGUGUAAAGUGCGAUUCUGUACAGCGAAUGGCGUUGAGGACAUUGAAAUAGUCUGCAACAGAACGUGCUAUAACGGAUACCUAGUAGAAACAGACGAGGCCCACUGCUGCCCAAUUUGUGUGCCGAUUGAAGAGGAUUGCUUCUUCCAGAAAUAUCUGAGUCUGGUGGUGGCAGACAACUGCGUCUCCGAGAACGAAAUCCUGUACACGGAUUGCGAGGGGAAGUGCGCCUCAAACAGCCGCGUGACCACGCUGCCCACGUCUCACAUCCAGUUCGUCUGCGGCUGUUGCAAGCCGGACAAACUGUCCAUCAACCACGUCAAGAUGUUGUGCAAUAACGGAACGACCCACUUUUACUCUUACUACGAAAUUGAAUCGUGCGCCUGCAAGUCUUGCGAGUACUACCCUCUGGAUUACGCCGAGGCUAAACUCAUCCCGUUGGUUUAAAGGCACAUGGGAGCAUUUAUAAUUACAGGGAAACAGACACAUCUAUUUAGUGAGAAAAAUACCUUGCUCAGAGUGAACAUAGGGAUAUGUGAAAUUAUUCCACUUUAAAUUUUAUCAUCCAAAAGAAACAAGGUGGUUUAA
Patiria miniata (bat star) is the source of this 12756-nucleotide messenger RNA. Its product is annotated as mucin-2-like. The coding region runs from base 748 to 12615 and encodes 3955 amino acids. The transcript has 61 exons. Gene Ontology annotation, molecular function: protein binding. The record is from RefSeq and is a predicted model, not a curated record. Lineage: Eukaryota; Metazoa; Echinodermata; Asteroidea; Valvatida; Asterinidae.